CGCACGGAGGCACCGACCGACCCGAGACCUGUACCCGCCGCUCAGCGCUGUGUGCCCGGCUGCAGCUCGGAGCAUCCCCGCGCUCCCCGGAGACUUUGGCAGGAGUUGGUCCGGUCGAGGAGCGGAGAGCCGCAGACACCGCCCCGGAGCCAGGUGAACUUCAGCCGCCUCCAGGUGCGAGGAGCCGGGACUGGUGCGGGGUUUGACGCACGGCCGGACACCGGGGAGCGGCAUGUCUCUCCGGGGGCAGCUGGCUCUCUGAGUCCGAGGAAGUGGACGCAGAGUGUUUCGAGCUCCAUCGUGUUCAGCUGCAGGUUUCUCACCAUGUUCCAGCACAGCAGCCACAAGAAGUGCUUCACCAUCGAGUCCCUGGUCGGGAAGGAGGCGGGCGGCCACGGCGGCGGCCCCGGGGACGAGCCCAUCCGGCCCACGGCGCUCCGCUUCCCGGAGUCCCUGCACCCCGCGGCCGGGAUCUUCGGCUCCUGCUUCCAGGGGGGCGGCGGACGGACUUUGUACUCGUCCGGGCCGGACCUGGUGCUCCAGGAGCCCGGGCCGCACACGCAGAGCCCCGGUGGUCUGCCGCUGCACCCGCUGCAGAUCCCCCCGCAGAGCUUCUUCAGCCCGCAGCACCGGGACGCGCUGAGCUUCUACCCCUGGGUCCUGAGGAGCCGCUACCUGGGCCACCGCUUCCAAGGGGACGACAGCAGUCCAGAGAACCUGCUGCUCCACGGCCCGUUCUCCAGGAAACCCAAACGCAUCCGCACGGCCUUCUCUCCGUCCCAGCUGCUGCGCCUGGAGCGAGCCUUCGAGAAGAACCACUACGUGGUCGGAGCCGAGAGGAAGCAGCUCGCCAGCGGGCUGUGCCUCACCGAGACGCAGGUGAAGGUGUGGUUCCAGAACCGCCGGACGAAGCACAAGCGUCAGAAGCUGGAGGAGGAGUCUCCAGAGGCGCUGCUGAAGAGGAAGGGCAGUCAACACGUCAGCCGCUGGAGGGCCGCCACGCAGCAAGGGGGCGCCGGCGAGGACGUGGACGUGCUCAGCGAGGACUAGACUGCUUCAGACACGCACACACACACACACACACACACGCACACACACACACACCUCUGAGGACUGACGACCCCAUCAGGGAGCCAGAGGGACAAGACUCCUCAGCCACGGGGGGGGGCGGAGCUUAACACAAACUGUGACUUCCUGUUGGAGUCGGACUGAACAGGAAGUUCUGACGCGUGUGAGCGGCAGAAAUAAAGAAACAGCUGUUGACUGAAAAAACGAUUUUUGGUGCCAAACAAAACCAGCGUCCUGAGAAAGAGAGAGAGAGAGAGUGGAUGAGAGCGAGAGGAGAAGCAGUCUGUCCACACCAGUCUGUCCACAGCAGUCUGUCCACAGCAGUCUGUCCACAGCAGUCUGUCCACUGCAGUCUGUCCACAGCAGUCUGUCCACAGCAGUCUGUCCACUGCAGUCUGUCCACUGCAGUCUGUCCACAGCAGUCUGUCCACUGCAGUCUGUCCACAGCAGUCUGUCCACAGCAGACGGACGGCGAGUCGCAGGAAAUCUGCUCAACACGUCUGGAGGAAGAACGUUCACCCUCAAAGUUUCUUUUAACUCAAGUAAAAAUCCUCCGUCUGUGACGAACACGGUUCAAACCUGAUUUCAAACCGUCACUGACUCAGGUUCACGAGGACAGAGGCGUCCAGCAGGGGGCGUCCUGCAGGGGGCGUCCUGCAGGGGGCGUCCUGCAGGGGGCGUCUUUUUUUCUCCCAAAAUCUGUUUAAAUUAAACCGUCUCCGUCGUUAGUUUCGAUAAAAACACGUUUUCAGUCUCAUCACGUUUUGAUCGAGAUGAAAAGACUCGAACCAACGGCCUCGUGCGUCUGUUGACCUGUUUCAGGAAGUCAGGUGUGUUUCCGGUGGUUGCUCAGCGGCACUGCGGCAGAGCUGCAGCUGAUCUGUUUCACUUUUCACUGCUGUGAAAGUUUUUUUUAUUAGAAACAAAAAAAAGUUGUAGUUAUUUAUGUAAAAAAAUGGAUUUGAAAGUAUUCUAUGCAUCUGAUGUGUAAAUAAUGACGAAGAUAAAAACAAGGUGUUUCUCUUCAUCUGUUUGUUCUGUUCAUUUCUUCUUCUGGGACAGAUUUACCUCAUCAUCUCACAUGUAGCACUUCUUCUUUAUUCUUCUUCUUCUUUAUUCUUCUUCUUCUUUAUUCUUCUUCUUCUUUCUUCUUCUUCUUCUUCUUUAUUCUUCUUUCUUCUUUAUUCUUCUUCUUCUUUAUUCUUCUUCUUCUUUCUUCUUCUUCUUCUUCUUUAUUCUUCUUUGUCAUUUCUACGUUUCCUCGUUUUAGGAUGGAAUGCACUAACACUG
Molecule: messenger RNA, 2358 nt
Organism: Platichthys flesus (European flounder)
Lineage: Eukaryota; Metazoa; Chordata; Actinopteri; Pleuronectiformes; Pleuronectidae
Gene: emx3
Product: empty spiracles homeobox 3
Exons: 3
Coding region: 325-1050 (241 amino acids)
Biological process (GO): regulation of DNA-templated transcription; central nervous system development; brain development
Molecular function (GO): DNA-binding transcription factor activity, RNA polymerase II-specific; DNA binding
Source: RefSeq, a predicted model, not a curated record